Messenger RNA from Pimephales promelas (fathead minnow), 2293 nucleotides. Lineage: Eukaryota; Metazoa; Chordata; Actinopteri; Cypriniformes; Leuciscidae. The record is from RefSeq and is a predicted model, not a curated record.
AAUUGGAUAUAUUAAUUCAAGUGAAGAUUGAAACUGCUUGUCAGGAAGUUUCAUAGUUUUUUCAGUUUAUUAGUUUUUUUAUGGUUUACGGGAAGUGGACUGUGAAGAAGUGACUCAGGAGAAGUAAAUGUGAAGAAGAGCUGUGGGAAUACUGACCUAAUUUCAUUUUCACAGAAUCGCUGGGUGGACAAGGUCGUAACAAAGGUUGAAGAUAUUUCUGAGAGUCUACAGUAUAGACUACAUUCUGUGUUACAAUUCAUUGUUUCCAGCAUGGAUUUCUGCCAAAAAUCUGGAAAUGUCAGGAGAUGGGUUUUAUUUUAUUCCCUGCUUGAGCUUCUUUUAAUAAAUGAAGCGUCUCUGCAGGAAACCGCUGAGGGUUUUAUCGGAGGCUCUGCUGUCUUACCGUGUUCGUCCGAAGAACAUCAGCUUAAACUUCAAGACAUCACUGUGCAGUGGAGACACAACAAACUUAGUGUAUAUUACAUUCGUGAGGGUAAAGACUCCGUAGACGCACAGAAUCCGGCAUACAAGAGCAGAACUGAAACCUUCCCUGAGGAGUAUCUGAAUGGAAACUUCUCACUUAAACUCUACAAUCUUCAACACACUGAUGCAGGAAAGUACAUAUGCUUCAUCACACAGGAUUCAGUGCUGAAAUCUGUCCAGAAUGUUGAGCUUUUGAUUAAAGAGAGACAAAAAAUGCACCAUCCAAAAAACGCAAAUGAAGGUUCGAACCACAAACCAGAGAUGAUCGUAAUGAUCAUUUCCACUCUGAUUAAUGGCAUUAUAUUUUAUUUGAGCUAACACCCAACAGGGUUAAGGAGUUUCUUUCCAUUACUCACCUCCAGUUCCAAUGACUCAAUUCCUGGAAACAGCUGGAUGGCUUUAUUAGAUAUCACUCUAUAAUUACUCUGUUAUUUUUAGUCCAUUUUAACAUUUUGUGUAGUUGUGCAAACACCAACAUGAAUUGAAUGUGUAAAAGCUCUCUUAUAGUGCACAUCUUGUUGAAGGUAGACGUGAGUGAUGAUUUGUGCUUGUGUUACAGUAUUGUGAUGAUUCUGCCUGUCACUACAUAUCCAAAGUUCACUUACUUCACUUGUCUCAUUUUUUUUUUUUCAAAAUUACAACUUAGAUCACAUACGAAAGGCUAAUACAAUGUUUAAUGUGAACCAAUUCCCAGGCCACAUGUGAUGCACUGUAGUAAGUACAAUUUAUGUCACAGUGUCUGGGUUGUGUUUCCCUGGGUCACCACUAGAGGUCUCUUCCCCUUACCAUCACCACCUUAUCUGGAACUGCAUUUCCCAUCAUCCUGUUCUGUCACAGCUGUUCCCACUCAAAUCAUUUGCACCUGGCUAUUUAUACCAUGUCUGUUUCUGUGUUCAUUGUGGAUUCCUUGUUUAAAGUCACUGCGCCUCAGAGGUCUGUUUCAUGUUGUGGACUGCCUUUGUAUGGAUUUUGAACCUUUGCCUGGAUGUUUACAAUUUUUACUUAUAGCUGUGAAAUAAACUAUACGCUAUUGGCCAUUUAAAAAAGGGGAGGAACGGAUCAAUAUUUCUACCAGAAAGACUCGGGAGAAUUAAUACUGUGAAAAUGAACAUUUAUUUGAGCUCAGCAAACAAUCAAAUUCUUUGGCGUAGGCCCCAUCCGUAAUUCGCAUUCCGAGGGUACGGAAUCUGCAUAUCCUGCCUGAAGACUAAGGCAGGGGCCCAGCCCACCCCCUGCGAAGUAAGGAAGGGUGCCAUCUGGUGGUGGUGGGGUGGAAGGAGGAGAGGACGUCCUGGCGUCUUCAGGGUAGAGGGGAGAGCACAUAAGGAGGUGGUGGGAAGGAUGGAGGGGAGGACCCGGCACAUGAAUGAUGGGGAGGAUGGAGGUGAGAACUCAGAACUCAGACGUGUAAGUACCACCCUUUUAUACUGACUAUUAGGAUAUGAUUGGAUAAGGUAAUACAUGACGUGAACGAUUGAGUCUUCUUGGUAGAACUUGUGCUGGCUUCAUUUCCUGCCCUCGCUUCCUGUUUCAAAUGACAUCAACACAGAAUAAAUGCUAUGCAUUACAAGGCACUUCAGUGGGCCUUUAAAUUGAAAUACUCUUGCUGAAUUAAAGCUAUCGCAGCACUGUGGUUCUUUUAAAACUCACAGGAUGUUCAUAGCAACUAUUAAUAUUAGAUGGUACAGUGGCAGAUUUUUGCGUUGUUUUUGGUGUUGUUGCAUUUGUCUGUAUGCCUCAUGUCACAGUUCCAGCUUACUCAUCUCACUUUAGAUCUAGAUGUUUUGUGGCCGUCCCCACCUCCAAAUGU